AUGUCAGGGUACUGUUUUUUGUUCCCCCCCUUCCAGAGCAAAGCGUGCGCCUCGGUGCUCCUCGAACAGGUGUGUCGCCAGCUCAACCUCCUCGAGUCGGAUUACUUCGGCCUCGAGUACACGGACGGCAACACCCGCUACUGGCUUGACCUCGAGAAACCCAUGAAUCGACAGGUGUGUCUGAGCCAGGUAGAACCAGUGCUGAGGUUCUGCGUCAAGUUCUACACCCCUGACCCCGCCCAGCUGGAGGAAGAGUACACACGCUACCUCUUUGCCCUCCAGAUCAAACGAGACUUAGCGCAUGGCUGGCUCAUGUGCAACGACAAUACUGCCGCCCUCAUGGCAUCCUACAUUGUCCAAGCUGAAUGUGGAGACUUCGUGGAUGAAGAUUAUCCCGAUCACCGUUACCUCUCCCUGUACAAGUUUGUUCCCUCACAAGAUGGUGAAUUGGAGAGAAAAAUCAUGGAGAAUCACAAGAAACAUGUGGGUAUGACUCCAGCUGCUGCGGACUUGAACCUUCUGGAAACAGCUAGAAGAUGUGAGCUAUAUGGCAUCAAGAUGCAUCCUGCAAAGGAUCAUGAAGGAGUACCCUUAAACCUUGCUGUUGCGCACAUGGGUGUGUUAGUGUUCCAGAACUACACGAAGAUCAACACUUUCUCUUGGGCUAAAAUACGUAAACUAUCCUUCAAGCGUAAGCGCUUUCUCAUCAAAUUACAUCCAGAAGGAUAUGGCGAGGGCUAUUACAAGGACAUUGUGGAAUUUUUCUUUGAUGGACGUAACGAGUGCAAGAAUUUCUGGAAGAAGUGUGUGGAGCACCACGGAUUCUUCCGAUGUUCACAAGUUAAGAAAGUGCCGCGCCAAAAAACCAGGGUGCUUUCACGAGGAUCUUCUUUUAGAUACAGCGGCAGAACUCAAAAACAGGUUCAGGAGUUUGUCAGAGAUAAUUACGUAAAGAGAGCACCAUUUCAAAGGUCUCAGUCAUUUCGACACUCUCCCUCAGUACAUACGAGCGUAAGCAACGUAGGUAUGAGUAUCUCUGCGCAGCCUCUUCUUCCACUUGGAGACAAUCAAUGUGGUGACCCACAGUCGCCGGGGUCACCUACCCAGACUGAGACUGCCGACCUCCAUGACUUCGACACACGUGACCUGGAGACUCCCAGUGUGACACCAUCAAGGCAGGACACCCUCUCACCGGAGACCUCAGUGACCUCUAGUCCACAGCGAGGUCAUGACCCCGAGUACUCCCACCAUCCAGUCACCAAUUCUACACAAGUGCAAACGGGAGUCUCACCAGCAGAGCUAACACCACCCAAGGUCAAUGAUGCAGGCCCAGCACUGCCGUCUCACAGCCUAGCCUCCCCCAUUGGGCUGAGCCCCGAUGAGCCAGUUGUCAGCUCGCUGUCCAUCAAUGCCUCUCCCGUGACCUCACCCCUGUCGACGCAGAAGGAAAAUAUACCCAUGUCUAAUCAUGUUAAUAACAGGGUGGACUCCAUUCCUAAUGGGCAUGACAAGUCAGUUACAGCUGCACGUGUUGGAGAGAUGGAGGGAGAAUCAAGGAAAAGAAAGUAUCCCAGUGACAAGGCCUAUUUCAUAGCCAAAGAAAUUCUAACAACAGAGAGAACUUAUAAAAAAGAUCUAGAGGUCAUUAAUAUGUGGUUACGAGAAGAGGUUGGAAAGGAGGAAGGGAUGCCAACAGAUAUCCUUAAUCAACUCUUCCAGCUGAUUGACCCAAUCUAUGAGUUCCACACGCAGUUCUUGAAGGAGCUGGACACACGUUUAGCAUUAUGGGAUGGUCGUGCAAGUGGAUCAAACAAGUUGGAAUCUCAGAGAGUGGGCGAUAUUAUGCUGAAAAACAUGAAUAUGCUAGAAUUGUAUGACAAAUACCUUAGGAGCCACUACUCAAUAUUGGAAGGCCUUGAAGCUUCCUUCCGUAAGAACCGACGCUUUGAGCAAGUAUAUCGAGACUUUGAAAUGCAAAAAGUCUGCUAUUUGCCUCUGACGUCAUUUAUCUUGAAACCUCUUCAUCGUCUCCAGCAUUAUCACUUACUGCUUGACCGACUUGUAAAACAUUAUGGCAGUGCUAAUCAUCAUGACUACCGUGAGUGCAUGACAGCCAAAGCCAAGUUGAGUCAAGCUGUGAAAGGCAUGGGACCAGCCCUCGCUGCAUCUGAGAACCUUGUCAAACUGGUUGAGCUGCAGCGAGACCUGGUGGGAAUAGACAAUUUAGUACAACCUGGUCGAGAGUUCUUGCGAGAAGGUUGUCUACAAAAGUUGUCUCGGAAAGGAUACCAGCAGCGCAUGUUCUUCCUGUUCAACGAUGUCUUGUUGUACACAAAUCGCACCACAACCCCAGUGUUGCAGUUUAAGGUGCAUGGCCAACUCCCUCUCCGUGGAGUAAUGGUUGAAGAAACAGAGAGCCGUAUGGGAGCAACCAACUGUUUCACAAUCUAUGGAGGCAACAGGGCUUUAAUGGUGGCUGCAAACAGUGAUGAGGAUAAAGCCAAAUGGCUUGAAGACCUCACUGCAGCCAUCAGUCAGGCCAAGUCACGGCCUGAUGAUGCCUUCCAUUAUCUAUCACUUAAGUCCAUCAGUUCCUCUGAUGAAGUUCUGGACCGCAGUGAAAGCAGCACACUUGAGGAUCCUUUGAGUCCAACUCGAGGACUAGGAGAGAAAGGUGCAUCUCCGCAGCAGCGAUCCAAUACCACCGUCCAUGUUUGUUGGCACCGUGCCACCAGUGUGGCGGCAAGAGAUUACUCUCUAGCUGUGCAGAACCAACUCAGUGGGUACUUGCUACGCAAGUUCAAGAACAGCAUGGGCUGGCAGAAGCUUUGGGUGGUAUUCACCAACUUCUGCCUGUUCUUCUACAAGACCUUCCAGGAUGAUUUCCCUCUGGCUUCACUUCCAUUGCUUGGGUACACUAUAACUACACCUGGAGAAGAUGACCAAAUACAGAAGGAGUUUGUCUUUAAGCUCCAGUUUAAGAACCAUGUUUAUUUCUUCAGAGCGGAAUCCGAAUUCACUUUCUCUCGCUGGAUGGAAGUUAUUUCUACAGCUACUCAGAACUCAGCACGGACUCGUCUCUUUAGCCGGAAAGAGAGUGAAAAUGAGAGCAUUAGGUUGUAAUUCCCUAACUGAUAUUCUCCAUUGAUCUGAUUUCUUUUAUUAAAAGGACUUGUGAAUUUUUUAAAAAUGUAUUUUAGAGGUUUCUUGGUAUUGGCAAUAACAGAAAGAUCCAUAAAAGUUUCUCUGAAACAUAGCCAUGUAAAUUCUUCAGUUGAGUAAAUAUUAUAUAUAUAUAUAUCUCUUCUGUAUAAAAGAAAAUGUCUUUACAAAGAAAAUAUUAGGGCAAAUCUUUCUUUUUUCUUUUUUUUCAUUUAGAUCUCACCUCUUGUUCUUUGUACAAACAGAUUAGGACUUAGUAAGUGAAUAAUGAUUAAGCUACUGAUACUGAAGACCUAAUUCCUGAAUAGUCAAAUACCAGACCUAAAGAAACUUCAAUCCUGGACUUUUCACAGUGCGCUAUUACUGUACACUGGAGAAUUAUGGUGUGUUUUUUUCACUUACUUGUGUAGCAGCAAUAAAAAAGAAUUUUAUGGAUGAAAAAAAUAUACUUUUAAGAGUGUGACUUAACUGCUGCUAAUAUUUUCUUCUCUUUAAGCUAUUAUCAGUUUUAUUGUUAUUAUUAUUUACCAACAGCAGUUACAAGGUGCACUUAAUUUUGCAUUUGUUUUAUAACGAAUGCCAACAAUUUAGGAUGGUGAGAACAAGUCCACACAAUAAAAAAAUGUUACAGAACAACAGUGUAAUGAAAAAAUAUUUUUAAAGAUGAAAAAGUUUUUUUAAUAGUUUUAAGAAAAUAGUGUACAUAAUGUAUUUUAAAAAAUUAUGUUAUAGGUGAAGGCCUUCUCCCAGAAAAAAAGGAUGUUGACAAGUACUUCAAAUUUUAAAUCAUUUUUAAGGAUAAGCAUCUGUCCGAAUAUCUAUAUUAUGAUUUAGAUAUGUCAUGCCCAUUUUUUUUAAUGCAAAAAGGAUAAUUAUGUUAAACAAAUAUAUUAAAUGAUCAGAUGUGUAAAGAAACAAACCUGUUAUAACAUCUUAAGUGAAGUGAUAGAUCAGUGCAUAUCACUCUACAUUAUUUUUAUAAUGUAUUCACUCUUACUUCACAUGGUGUUGUCAACAGUGAAAUGUGUUUUCUAUUUAAACAGGUUUGAUGAAAUGGAAGUUGUAGUAGUACACAGUGUGUAAUUUUUAUGUAUAGAGGACCAAGCCAUUCAAUCUUGACUUAAUACACCACUGUAUUUUAUGAAUAAAAACUCUAUUAUUGCUUAAACAUAUACUUCAUCAUAUCAUAUUUUCUAUAUUUUCAUGUGCAGUUUAGGAAUAUUUACCAACAAGUAAAUUUGUUUGAGAGUGCUGUAUAUGAAUUUUAAGGUGCAGUUUUCAAUACAAAUGUAGAAAUAAAAAUGAUAUGUCCAUAUGACUGGCAUACAUCAUUACCUUGAAUCAUUUUUGGCAAGAAGGUAUAUAUGUUUCAUUAGAGCCUUGAUAAUAACAGCAUAGGUUGUGUACAGAUACAUUUGCUCAGAUGAAAAGCUUGCCAAUUCUCAUUGUUUCUGUUGGCAUAUUGUUUUUUUUCUAUCUAGACCAUUGUGUAGAUAGGUCAUGUCACUGUUUCUUUUAUAGAUAAUAUUUAAGUUGUGAUUACUAUUCUAGGUAGCAUUCAUACUAAUGGAAUUACCAGUUUGUAUUACCUAACAUGUGGAAAAUUAGGGAUCCUAGUCGAUAUUAGUCAUCUGUAUGAUAUUUUGUGUAUUGCUGUAGGGAGAUAUCACUUAUCAGUAUCAUGGUGUAUAUCAAAAUUGAACUUAUUCAGUUUUAUAAUUGUUACAAAAUACUUUUGGUAAAAUUUCAUUGUAGAGGUUAUUUCCUGUACUUUUUUUGUUUUUAUUUUUUGAAGGGUCCAGUGGGUGUAAUAAGCAGUGUGUAAGAAAUGUGGUCAAGCCAAACUUAGUGGUUCAUCAUGUUAUUGCUUAUUUUUCUUUUUCAUUUCUUCUCCAUGUUACAAGUAUAAUUAAAAACAGAAAUCAUUGAGGCAGUAACAGAAGCACUUUGAUAAUCUGAUAUGAUACUUGGUGCCAUGAGAAUGUUAACAUCACCUAUGUGGGAGUAUUUGAAAUCGUAAUGGUUUCAGAGCUAUAAAUACUAUUAUUGUAAAGGAAGGAUAAUUCUAAAAAGCUUCUGGUAACUUGUCCAUAAGUUUUAUCAGAAUUUAAUUUUUUUCCCUCUUUAUUCCUGUCAAAAAGUCUAAUGCAUCUUCCUAAUGCAUGUUGUGCUCAAUCAUCCCUGUUAACCUCAGCCUUUUUGUAAAAUUUAUUCUCUUAAUUGCCUUGCCCCUUGCCUUACCACCUAGAUCUGUAUUAUUGCAAUAAUAAAUAAAAUGAAUAGCUA
Messenger RNA from Penaeus chinensis, 5448 nucleotides. It is a transcript of the gene Cdep, whose product is annotated as FERM, ARHGEF and pleckstrin domain-containing protein 1-like. Bases 1 to 3123 code for a protein of 1040 amino acids. NCBI's taxonomy places the organism in Eukaryota, Metazoa, Arthropoda, Malacostraca, Decapoda, Penaeidae. The transcript has 24 exons. The record is from RefSeq and is a predicted model, not a curated record. Gene Ontology annotation, cellular component: cytoskeleton. Gene Ontology annotation, molecular function: guanyl-nucleotide exchange factor activity.